CCAUUUUGUAUGUUUUUCCUGGAGGUUAGCGCCUACUUUCCUAAUGGCUAGCAGCGACUCAUCUUAGCACAGCCUCUUCAACAAUUUGUAAGACAAAACAUAGCUAGGUAAAUUUGGAGGACUGGAUACUAAGAAAACACCUCCAACUCGGCGUGUUAUUGUUUUAUUUAGCCAUGUAGCAAGGAUACGACGCAUGAGGCGUAGCGUUAAUAUAAAUUGAGUCAGUGUUGUGGACUACCACUUGCAACCAAAACAAUGUUGACAGUCGACUUGUGCACACAUAUCAACAAACAGUCAUUUGAAGGAUGGACAAAGGUGGAGUGAAGAAGAUACCGUACAGACGAGAUGACCAUUUAAGUAAAUUGGUCUACACUGAAAGUUCAGAGGAGAGAGGUCUGUUGAAAGUGGCUCCCCAUAGUGCCAUGUCCAUCACCUCUGCCACCUCUGUCGUUCUUCCAUCCACUCCCUUAAUGCAGCCUGGACAGGUACCCAACGGCCUCAGCGACAGCCCCCUUCCAGAGGAGCUCACCUCCGCCUCAGUCACUGCCACAGUAGGCUCCUUGGUGGACGACUCAGAACCCAGGGGCCUGACCAAAGAUCAAAAAUCUCAGCAGUUGCUCCAGGCAUCCGCCACCUUUGGUCGACAGAUCUUAGGGGAUUGUUUGCCCCAGUUAGAGGCCACCAUAGCAGACAUUAACCAGUCCUCUAUGGAUUCACUUAUUGGGGGAUCGGAUCCCAACUUUUUCCCACUGAAAACAGAGGAUUUCUCCAUGGAUAAAGGAGAUCAGGAUCCCAUUGACCUUGAUCAUGCUUUUGAUCACAUUGGGAAAGAUGUGGAUGUGAACCAGAAAUUGUUCAGUGAUAACACACUGGAUUUGCUCCAGGACUUUGAGCUCACUGGUUCCCCCUCUGAUUUUUAUGUUGGGGAUGAUGCUUUCCUCUCCACUUUAGCAGAUGAUUCCCUGCUUGGGGAUGUCAGCUCAGAGAGGGACAUUAAGCCUGCCGUAGUUGAGAGCACUAAUGGUUGUGGCACAGUCUCUGUUGCUCUCAAUGGUAACAAUAUUACAAGUCCAGAUCAGUCCAGCUCUGGCGUAUCCUCAAUUUCCUCCUUAAGUCCGGCAUCUAAUUUAUCUGCAUUGGUGAAGAAAGAAAAAGAUGCUGGAUUUAUUCAGCUCUGCACGCCAGGUGUGAUCAAACAGGAGAAGACAUCAGCAGGCCAAAGUUACUGCCAAAUUAGUGGCACGCCCACUGCAGACCUGCCCAACUCGAACCCCAUCUCUAUCUGUGGGGUCAGCACUUCAGGAGGACAGAGCUAUCAUUUUGGAGUCACCACUGAGGUGCAGCAGCAGAAGGAUCAGAAGCCUGUGUCCAGUCUGUAUCUCCCUGUGACAACCAUCAGUGGGACCUGGAACAGAGUCCAGACUACCGGGGACAACACAGGAGUACACAGAGCCAGUGAGACUUUCUCAAGCUCUCUCUCCUAUCCCACAAACUUUACCAGUUCUUCCUCCAGACAGGAAGGGGGCACUGCUGCAUCCCCAGCACAGGGAAAGAGCGCGACUCAUAAAAUCUGCCUGGUGUGCUCUGACGAAGCUUCAGGCUGCCACUACGGCGUACUUACCUGUGGCAGCUGCAAGGUCUUUUUCAAGAGAGCAGUUGAAGGGCAGCACAAUUACCUGUGUGCUGGGAGAAAUGACUGCAUAAUAGACAAGAUCAGGAGGAAGAACUGCCCAGCAUGCCGCUUCCGCAAGUGUCUGAUGGCAGGGAUGAACCUGGAAGCACGCAAAAUCAAGAAGAACCGCUUAAAGGGCGUUCAGCAGAGUAACCCACCUGAGGUCAUUCCUUCUCCACCGGUCGAGGCUAGAUCCCUUGUACCCAAGUGCAUGCCCCAGCUCGUCCCCACCAUGUUGUCCCUUCUGAAGGCCAUAGAGCCAGAAACCAUAUACGCCGGCUAUGACAGCACCCUGCCCGACACCUCGACCCGCUUAAUGACUACUCUGAACCGGCUGGGAGGCCGACAGGUCAUCUCUGCCGUCAAGUGGGCCAAGUCUCUGCCAGGUUUCAGGAACCUGCACCUGGAUGACCAGAUGACCCUGCUGCAGUGCUCCUGGCUUUUCCUCAUGUCAUUCGGUCUGGGCUGGAGAUCCUACCAGCAGUGCAACGGCAACAUGCUUUGCUUUGCACCAGACCUCGUCAUAAAUGAGGAGCGGAUGAAGCUGCCCUACAUGGCUGACCAGUGUGAGCAGAUGCUGAAGAUUUCCAGCGAGUUCGUCCGUCUGCAGGUUUCCCACGAUGAAUAUUUGUGCAUGAAGGUCCUGCUACUGCUCAGCACAGUGCCAAAGGACGGCCUGAAGAGCCAGGCAGUGUUCGACGAGAUCCGGAUGUCGUACAUCAAGGAGCUGGGAAAGGCCAUCGUGAAGCGGGAAGAAAACUCGAGCCAGAACUGGCAGCGUUUCUAUCAGCUCACCAAACUGCUUGACUCCAUGCAUGAGAUGGUUGGCGGACUGCUCAACUUCUGCUUCUACACCUUUGUGAACAAGUCCCUGAGCGUGGAGUUCCCAGAGAUGUUGGCGGAGAUCAUCAGCAACCAGUUACCAAAAUUCAAAGCCGGGAGCGUCAAACCUCUCUUGUUCCACCAGAGAUGACUGUGUCCCAUACCAGAUGCAAUGCCUUAAACACCCCCUCUCACCGCCCAGCCACCCAAACACCCACCCACCCAAAUCCACCAGGAGCAACAGCAAAACAGCAGGAGCACUGAGGACCCAAGAAGAGUUAAUAACGUUAGUGGGAACGAGCGUGACCCUUGUCGUUCAGGUCUGGAGGGAAGCAGUGGAGGGACUAGAAAUGUUUGUGGAGAACCACGCAGCGAGCACAGAGGUUUUGUUUUUGUCUAAAAUGUGGUGUAUAACACGUAGGAAUUGUUUUGUGAGUUCACAGAUAAUCACAAAGAGAAAUAGGCUAACAUCCAUGUUGUCUCAGGUUUCUUACCUUCAAAUACAGAACGGUAUCUAAAAUAGAUAAAAACAAGUAUCUAUGUACAGGUUCUGAUAGUAUUUUCUACAUUUUCAAAAUCUAACAGUUUAUACAGUUUUCCAGGUCAUUGUUACCUGAGCAGGUAACAAAGCGUAAUUAAUAACAUGCUCUUAAAUAGGCUUUUAGACUGUAUGUUCGUCUUUUAGUUUUUAUAGGAGGUUGUAACAAGAUGUUUUAGUCACAUGGGGGGAUUCUGCUUUCCAGUCAUUAAAAAAGCAUUAUGUCAUUGCUUUGAUACUUUGGACAUGGGGAAACAACCGUCUGUGUUUACCCAUGUGAUCCACUCAAAGGAUGAUUUCUCCCACAAGCUGACCUCUUCCAAGUUUACACACACGUGUAUAAAAAGGGAAAAAUUAUGUGCCUUUUUGCUUCAAAUAUCAUCCUAUCCAUCUCUUCCUACUGGUCGAAGGCAUGCUUCUCUUCACCCAUCAUGGUCUACCCUCAGCAUAUGUUGAUUGUACUUUGAUAUAACAUGCACUUGCAACGUUUCCUUUUUGUUCAGUGGCUGUGUUUAUCUUUAGAAGUGGCAGCUCAGUCAUCCUGCGUGUGAAGAAAUGAUCUUUAUCAUCAAGAAUGAAUAUUCAAAGCCUGCUUCCUCUAAUGCAAUCUCCCGCACAUCUGAUUCCUUAAGUGCGAUUUGAGCACUUUGUAUCCUGCUAAAGGCUUUAAAAGACUGUGAAGAAAGACUGUUAUGCUGUCAGUCUUUACUCUGACUGUAGAUGGAAGUUUCUUUUCUUUGUUUUUUCUUUUUAAAAAAAAAAUAGCCCACUUUGAUCUUUAUUUUAGCCCCACCGUUGCCCUAAUGAUCUAAUAAUGGAAUGUGACAGAUACCUGCGUCUACCAAUCAAAAAACAGGGCAUUUUGUGUUGUGUUGUGCAAAGCAUUUUAACCUCAGUAGGAAAACUAAUUGCUCUUGUUUUAAUGUGGCUCAAACUGGUUGAAAAAUAACCGUCCCUCACUCAUUCAUUUCCUUAAUUGUUUUUUUAAUCUGUUUUGUAAAACUGACAAAUAUUAACAUUCUGCCAUGACUCUGCCGGUGAUGAUCCCUCUUCAAAAGAACGUGCAUUCAUUCUCUCAAUGAUUUACUAUGCAUCUUUACUUUGUUCCAUUUGUCAAAGUGAACAUUUGUUUGACAGAUAGCUUGUGUACAAACCGGAUCAGGCAGUGACACAUUCGUCGCCAGGUAAAACACCCCACAUGUGCUUGUGACUUUUGACCCCUCCUCCUCUUCCUCCCAGUUCAAAGCCCUGUAGCCACUUUGUCUUAUCGUCUAUCACACAGUAUGUGUUUCUAGUAUAUUUGCACGUUUAUUUGUGUAGUUGAGCCCCAGUGUUUAACAGCUCUUGGCAUCAGUCACCUCACAGUCACCAAUCCUAGUCGAAGCGUAGACUCACUGACCGGCGAUUCAGGCAAAAAGGAUCCUUCACUCUCUGGGAAGUAUUUCAGUGCCAAAAUCCUGUUUUGUCUGUUUUCAGUGAUGCUGCAAGUUUGUCAGUGUUUAUAUUGAAAAAGAAUCCAGCGGUGAAACGUCCAAAUUUGUCCAGUGCUCUAAGUAAAGAUGGUCGGAAUUACAAGAACUUAAACUCGCUGAACUAAGUUUGUUAACUGACACACACACUCAGUUGUGUUGUGUAAUACACAGAAUAAUGUGGGUCGUUCUCCUUUUCCUUGUGUUGUGCAAGUUAAGUGAGAAUUUGAAAUGUGUUGCUACAUUUUCAUCAGUUUAGCUCCAUCUGCAUGUUUCAAAACCCCGUCAUUUUGUUUGUGUCUUGAGCACAAAAUCAUUAAGGUUUUAAGUGAAAAAUCAACUUAAAGGUGAAUUCAUGUCAUAACAGAUCAGAGCUGAUGCCCUGUCAGUUACGUACACUCAGAAAAUAUCUGAUUAUUCUCCUGUUAGUCAAUGUAUAUGUAGCUUUGGAAACCAGCUUUUGCUACCACGACUGCAAAUGUCAAAGCACUUGAUGGAAAUGAUUUAGAAACACUCUCCAUUCUCAGGUUGUUGAAAUCUGAUUCCCACAACACAUUGUUGUCAUUUUAGUGUUUUAUGUUCUGACUGUAACAACCAAAAACAUCAAGUUGAAAUUCCCCAAAUUGUCUGCCUCUGUGCUUUAUGGUUUGUUUUUUUCCUUUCGUUUUCUCUUCUUUUCUUCAGGAUACAGUUCACAGAUCAGUUUUCCAUCUGUCACACACACUAUAGCAUCAGAAAAAGACACUUGUUAGUUUUCUUCCUGGUGUAAAAACCAUCUUCAUCCACUGCCUGUGGGUUCCUCAUGGGUUACUUUCACAUUCAGUGUAUCCAAAUCUCUGCUGCUGCUCUUCAUUGUAACAGGUAUAUACAAAUAUAUAUAUAUAUAUGAUACAAGAACACACACUUGCCUCUUCUUGCUCAAAAAUGUACCGUAUCUUACCCUGUACAUUUUUGAGAACAACUAAAUAUGCAAUAGAAAUGACAUAAUCUAUCACCAUCACAUUACAAGAUGUGGCUGCUUCCUUUUUUUUUCUGCGUUUCCGAUAAGCUAUUUGCAUACAGGAGAUUCACGUUUAACUUUAUCUCUGCAGGCCAGAUUUUUCAGGAAAAGAUACACUUCGUCAGAAAUCAGUCCACCCAGACUGCACAGAAAAGCCUAUUUGAUGUUUGACUACAAGGUGACCAAAGCAACUACAGUUCAAUGAAACGUGUCAGCGUUGGCUACAUAGCUCCUAGAAAACAAAUGUACAGAUCUUUGUUCUUUUUUUUUUUUUUUUUUUUUAGGAAAAAAAAAACAUUUUUUACUCUAACGUGAUGGCUUUGGUCAAAUUGUGUAAUACUGUGAAUAGGAUAGGAGUCAGUCUUUUUCACACUCAAACUGUUUGUGAAAGUAAUCAACCAGCUUGAAUCUAAAAAAAAAAAAAAAUUGCACUACCCAAAUAUUGUUUGAAAAUCUAUUUUGUAUAAAACAUAUGCAGACAUUAACUUUUGAGAACUAUCAAGGGCAGAUCAUGUUUCACUGGUAUAUGCUUUCUCUAAAGCUUUGUUUUGCUUACAGAUUUGAAUAUGUACAUAUAAUCCAUUGUAAAGAAAAUGUGGUGUAUUUGUCUCCAGAUAAUAGUUUUUCUAUACCCUCUGUAUUAUUUCUCCUCUGUAGUGUGAAACCUGUUCAUCUUUUCCUCCAUUGAUUAAAGGUCGAACUGUU
Sphaeramia orbicularis (orbiculate cardinalfish) is the source of this 6206-nucleotide messenger RNA. RefSeq names its product nuclear receptor subfamily 3, group C, member 1 (glucocorticoid receptor) (gene nr3c1). The record is from RefSeq and is a predicted model, not a curated record. The coding region runs from base 306 to 2645 and encodes 779 amino acids. NCBI's taxonomy places the organism in Eukaryota, Metazoa, Chordata, Actinopteri, Kurtiformes, Apogonidae. Gene Ontology annotation, molecular function: steroid binding; zinc ion binding; sequence-specific DNA binding. Gene Ontology annotation, cellular component: nucleus. Gene Ontology annotation, biological process: nuclear receptor-mediated glucocorticoid signaling pathway; regulation of DNA-templated transcription. The transcript has 9 exons.